AUGGCGCUGCCACCAGAGCAGCUCCCACCGCGCGGCCCCCGCGCCCCCCCGGCGCUGGGGGAUUUUAUGCUCCCCGAGAGCUUCUACCCGCGAGCCUUUGCCAAACUGUCCCGGCUGCUCAGCCAGGUGCUGCCCUUCCCCGUGUCCUGGAUCCCCUGGACAGCAUGGGCACCUCCGGACCCGCAAGCACCACCACCAGAGCCGGGGGCCGUUGGUGAUGGGGCCGGCUCGGCGGGUGGCCCUGGAGGUCCCCGCGGCUCAGCACGGCUCCCACUCCCCCUCACAGGGCUGCAGAGGGCUCCAUGCGGUGGCUUCGAGGAGCCCCAGGUCUCCUCCACGCCAUGGACCAGCCCCAACGUGCUUCCAGCGGACACCUCCACACUGGGCUACGGUGCUGCUGCUCUGCCGGGUGCUGCCCUGUUGGGCCCCGGGGGCUGCAGGACCCUCCCGGCCUGGGCAGCCCCCGAGACCCCCCAGGGCCCAGCUCAACACCUUGAACCCCAGAACCAUCAGGGGAGAGGAGCAGAGGCCCCAGGAGACCUGGUGCUGCCAGCGCCCAGCCCCAUGAACCAGUACAUCGAGGGGGUUCCUGAAGGGAUCAACAUCUGCAGCACGGCCACCCCUGCGGGGACACCCCCCGGCAGCAACAGCCCCCUGGGUAGCAGCGUCCCUGCAGCUGACGAGCCCAACCAUGGCCUUGGGGAUGAAGAAGGUGACAUUGAGGUCACUGAGGAGAUGCUCCUCAAAGAAGCCUUACGGCUCUUUGGCAUGUCCGAGGACAUGGGGGAUGUCAUCCUUGAUGGUCCUAGCAAUGUCACCAUGCCUGAGGACCACAGUGGCACCAUCGGAGAGGGGAUAACAGUGGCCCCAGCUGCCCUGGAAUUGCCAAAUUCCAUCUCUGGCAAUGAGAACAUCGAGGGGGUGUUUCCAGCAACCAACAUCUCCAGCACGGCCACCCCCAUGGCGACACCCCCCAGCAGCAACAGCCCUGCAGGCAGCGACAUCCCUGCAAGCCCCCCUGGUGACCAGCACAACCAGGGCCCUGGGGACUCAGACGAGGACAUUGAGGUGACAGAGGAGAUGCUCCUCAAAGAGGCCUUACAGGUCUUUGGAAUGUCCCAGGACAUGCUGGAGGUGACCCAGGAUGUUCCCGGCAAUGUCACCAUGCCUGGGGACCCUGGUGUCACCAUUGAAAAGCAGGGAUCAGUGGCCCCAGAUGCCCCAGUUGUGCCGAAUUCCAUCCCUGGCCAUGAGAACAUCAAGGGGGCGUCUCCAGCUCCCAACAUAUCGAGCACGGUCACCCCUGGGACAACACCCUCCAGAAGCAGCAGCCCCUCUGGCAGUGACGUCCCCUCCAGCCCAUUCGCUGACCCCCUCCACCAAGGCCUUGGGGAGCAAGAUUUCAUGCUCGAAUACGCCAGGGAGGUGGAGGAGGCCGUGCGCUCCAUCAUCAGCUACGAGGCCACGGAGGGGGUCAGCCAGGAGGGUCCCGGCAGCAGCCCCAAGCCUGGGGAGCCUGGUGGCGCGGGCACAUCCCAGCCUGCCAGGGCAGAGAAACGGGGGAGCCAAGAUAUUGGGAUCCCAGCAGGUGGCCUUGGCAUGACUGAUGAAAUGAUUCUUGAAGAGAUCCUGUAUGUCACUGGUUCCUACCUGGAAGCGAGAGGGGAGAACUGUGGCCCCAGCGUCCCAGAGCUGCUGACGUCCAUCCGUGGCUACGAGCAGCUCAAGAGGCUUUUAGAAGACAUCAGUAUCUCCAGCACAGCCACAUCAGUGGGGUCACCCCAGGGCAGCGACAUCCCCCCCCAGCUCCUGUGGUGGGGGCACUGCAGGGCGGGGCGGAACACGGGGAGCCCCAACAUUCCAUCGGGGAGACGUCAAAGAGUCCUUAGCAGCGGGCAGCAGCCAGCACGGACCAUGGCGCUGCCACCAGAGCAGGUCCCACCGCGCGGCCCCCGCGCCCCCCCGGCGCUGGGGGAUUUUAUGCUCCCUGAGAGCUUCUACCCACAAGCCUUUACCAAGAUGUCCCGGCUGCUCAGCCAGGUGCUGCCCUUCCCUGUGUCCUGGAUCCCCUGGACAGCAUGGGCACCUCCGGACCCGCAAGCACCACCAGCAGAGCCGGGGGCCGUCGGCGGUGGGGCCGACUCGGCAGGUGGCUCUGGAGGUCCCCGCGGCUCAGCACGGCUCCCACUCCCCCUCACAGGGCUGCAGAGGGCUCCAUGCGGUGGCUUCGAGGAGCCCCAGGUCUCCUCCAUGCCAUGGACCAGCCCCAACGUGCCUCCAGCAGACACCUCCACGCUGGGCUACGGCGCUGCUGCUCUGCCGGGUGCUGCCCUGUUGGGCCCCGGGGGCUGCGGGACCCUCCCGGCCUGGGCAGCCUCCGAGACCCCCCAGGGCUCAGAGCAUCACCUUGAACCCCAGAACCAUGAGGGGAGAGGAGUAGAGGCCCCAGGAGACCUCGUGCUGCCAGCGCCCAGCCCCGUGAACCAGCACAUCGAGGGGGUUGCUGCGGGGAUCAAUAUUUGCAGCAUGGCCACCCCUGCGGGGACACCCCCCGGCAGCAACAACCCCCUGGGUAGCAGCGUCCCUGCAGCUGACGGGCACAACCAUGGCCUUGGGGAUGAAGAAAGUGACAUUGAGGUCACUGAGGAGAUGCUCCUCAAAGAAGCCUUACGGCUCUUUGGCAUGUCCGAGGACGUGGGGGAUGUCAUCCUUGAUGGUCCUGGCAAUGUCACCAUGCCUGGGGACCACAGUGGCACCAUCGGAGAGGGGAUAACAGUGGCCCCAGCUGCCCUGGAAUUGCCAAAUUCCAUCCUUGGCAAUGAGAACAUCGAGGGGGUGUUUCCAGCGACCAACAUCUCCAGCACGGCCACCCCCAUGGCGACACCCCCCAGCAGCAACAGCCCUGCAGGCAGCGACAUCCCUGCAAGCCCCCCUGGUGACCAGCACAACCAGGGCCUUGGGGACCCAGACGAGGACAUUGAGGUGACCGAGGAGAUGCUCCUCAAAGAGGCCUUAUGGCUCUUUGGAAUGUCCCAGGACAUGCUGGAGGUGACCCAGGAUGUUCCCGGCAAUGUCACCAUGCCUGGGGACCCUGGUGUCACCAUGGAAAAGCAGGGAUCAGUGGCCUCAGAUGCCCCAGUUGUGCCGAAUUCCAUCCCUGGCCAUGAGAACAUCGAGGGGGUGUCUCCAGGUCCCAACAUCUCCAGCACAGUCACCCCUGGGACAACACCCCCCAGAAGCAGCAGCCCCUCUGGCAGUGACGUCCCCUCCAGCCCAUUCGCUGACCCCCUCCACCAAGGCCUUGGGGAGCAAGAGUUCAUGCUCGAAUACGCCAGGGAGGUGGAGGAGGCCGUGCGCUCCAUCAUCAGCUACGAGGCCACGGAGGGGGUCAGCCAGGAGGGUCCCGGCAGCAGCCCCAAGCCUGGGGAGCCUGGUGGCGCGGGCACAUCCCAGCCUGCCAGGACAGAGAAACGGGGGGUAAAGCGUGGAGGGAGCCACUUGCCCACGCCCCCCCCCAAGCGCAGGCCUCCUCCAAGGGGGGAUUAG
This is a messenger RNA of Strigops habroptila (Kakapo), 3546 nucleotides long. RefSeq names its product collagen alpha-2(I) chain-like. The transcript is spliced from 8 exons. Lineage: Eukaryota; Metazoa; Chordata; Aves; Psittaciformes; Psittacidae. The coding region runs from base 1 to 3546 and encodes 1181 amino acids. The record is from RefSeq and is a predicted model, not a curated record.